Messenger RNA from Pteropus alecto (black flying fox), 2378 nucleotides. RefSeq names its product LY6/PLAUR domain containing 5 (gene LYPD5). The transcript has 4 exons. The record is from RefSeq and is a predicted model, not a curated record. Gene Ontology annotation, cellular component: plasma membrane. NCBI's taxonomy places the organism in Eukaryota, Metazoa, Chordata, Mammalia, Chiroptera, Pteropodidae. Bases 50 to 682 code for a protein of 210 amino acids.
AUGCUACAGCUUUCAACACAUCUACUACGGGCCCUUUGACCUCAGUAACAUGAAAUUCCUCAACAUCUCCUGUCCCCAAGGAUGCUCUGAGUCCGUCCUGUCGCUGGACACUGGGUACCGCGCCUCGGUGACCAUGGUACAGAAGGGUUGCUGGACAGGCCCGCCCGAGGGCCAGAUGCAGUCAAAUGACAUGGCGCUGCCGCCCGACUACUCGGUGAUGCGCGGCUGCGGGACCGACCUGUGCAACGCCCAACUGAUGACUCACGACGCCAUCCCCAACCUGAGCGCAGCGCCUGACCCUCAGACGCUCAGCGGCACCGAGUGCUACGCCUGCGUGGGGACCCGCCCGGAGGACUGCACCCCGGAGAAGUCCCGACGGGUCCAGUGUCACCAGGACCAAAGCGUCUGCUUCCAGGGCAAUGGCCAGAUGACCGUGGGCAAUUUCUCGGUCCCCGUGUACAUCAGAACCUGCCACCGGCCCUCCUGCACCAUCAUGGGCACCACCAGCCCCUGGACAGACAUCGACCUCGAGGGCUCCUGCUGUAGCGGGCACCUCUGUAACCGGGACGCUGUGAACCAGACCUUCACCUCCGCCUCGGCCACCAGCCCUCCCCAGGCGCCCCUUGUCAUGGUCCUGCUCCUCGUGCUUCCCCUACUGGCUGGCUCUCUGCAGAGCCCGUAGCCAGCCCCUCCAGCCUCUUCCUGAGCAGGAGGCUGGGGGCGGGGCGCUCGCACCCCCUCUCACUGCUCCAGCCCCUGUAAUAUGCAAAAUGAUAUCAAACAAGAGUUACACUCAGGUCCCUCUGGUUCCCUGCUGCUUCUCUACCGCCACCCGGCCCUCACCUGCUCAGCAGGUCCCCAGUGCCCCAGGUGGGGAGAAACAGCCACGUCCUGCCCCAUAGGAAGAACAAACCUGAUAAUAGAUACUACUUGCUGAGCACCAACCAGGCCUCGACUCGCCCGGCCCCACUCGCCCGGCCCGUGUCCUGUGGUCUCCGUUCGGAGCCCCAAACCCUCUUCAUCACUGUCAUCUUGAGAGGCUCAAGAGACAGUGCGCUGGUAAAAGUUAGGAGCCUGUACUCUGCAGCCGGGCCUCACAGUGAGAAUCCCAGCUCUGCCAUUUAGCUUGUGGGGGACUUUGGGCCAAUUACUUAACGUCCCUGCACCUGUACUUCCUCACCUGUCAGGUGGAAGUGAAAAUAAAAUCUACGAUAAUGACAAAACCUACUUCGCAGUGGUCGUGGUUAGGAUUUAAUGAGAUGAACGUGGAGUACCUGGGACACGACAGUCGCCCAGCAUAAGUCGACUAUCCCUAUGUGACAUGAGAGUUGGAGGCAGUGCUGGAGCUCAUGCAGCUAGUGAAUGGAUAAUCGAGAGAGUGACUCCCAGCCCGUCAAUCAAACUCCUAAAGGAUAAAAAGGCAUUGAAAAGAGAAGUAGGAGGAAGGGCGCGCUAGAUGGAGGGGCCGGCCUGGACAAAGAGUCGGAGGUAGGAAGGGACCCGGACACUUACACGAGCACAUGAACUUCACCCUUAGUGCACAUGCUUCACAAGGUCCUCUCACAUCCUUUCCCCCACUUGAUCUUCCCAACCACUCAAGAAGGCAGUCGAGAAGGGAGCUGCAUCCCCAUUUUGCAGACAAGUUGCCCAAGGCACAGUGAGAGUGAUUCUCAGAGUAAGUGGCAGAGCAAAGAUGGAUCCCUACGCCGUCUCAUUCUAUCUCAACGGGCAGCCUUGUGGGUGGGAGGGCACCCCAGAAACACUGCUAGACUCCUGUGAGGUCAGGGGAGAUGGAUUCCAGAUGUCUCCGCAUCCUGACAGAAGAGGAAGCUGGGUGUCAUUACUCAUGCAACAUCACAUUUACUGAGCACCUACUAUGUGCCAGGCACUGUUCUAGUUGCUGGGCAUACAGCACUCAACAAAACAGGCAGAAGUCCCGACCUUCAAGGAGCUGACUUUUCUGGUGGGGGGAGCAGACUUUGGAUUUCAUUACAAAUGUGGUUUAAAGGUGAGAUGGUCAGUCUGAUGUGUGAACUCGGCUAGGUGACAGUCCCAGUUAUUCAUUCAAAUGCUAAUCUGAGUGUUGCGGGGAAGGGUGUUUGUUAGAUAUGAUUAAAGUCCAUCAUCAGUUGACUUUAACUAAGGGAGAUGAUCCUAGGUCAUCUGGGCCUGAUUUAAUCAGUUGAAAGGCUUUAAGAGCAGAGCUGAGGUUUCCUGAAAAAGAAAGCUGCCCGCAGACGGCGGCUUUGGCCCGUGCCCAAGAGUUCCAGACUGCCCUGCUUGACAGCCUGCCCUAUGGGCUUCGAGCUUGCCUGGUUGGCCCCACAAUCACAUGAGCCAAUUCUUGCUAUAAAUCUCAUAAUGUGUAUCUCCUACUA